Corylus avellana is the source of this 3829-nucleotide messenger RNA. The record is from RefSeq and is a predicted model, not a curated record. Lineage: Eukaryota; Viridiplantae; Streptophyta; Magnoliopsida; Fagales; Betulaceae.
GAUUGUUUGUUAUUUAUGUUCAGUCAAAGCAAUUCGGGUCAAGGGUUCAUACAUGAAGAUCAACUUCCUAAAGUGAAUUGGUCUCAGCAUGCUAAUUUCUUAAGCCAAAAUAAAAUUUUAAGUUCAAAUUUCCUUUUCUCCUUAUCAUCGCAAAAACCUCCCGUUGAAGGAGCAAUGGGUGCACGGUUAACGGCCUUUCAAACUCAAAGAUUUCAAAAUUUGCAGAAUACACAAGUGGAUAAGGCUUGGCAUGUUCUUUCCAAUCUUCAGAUUUCUUGCAGGAAGAAUGUAAAACCUGGAAAAACUGUACUCGUUAAGAAUCUUAGUAGUAAUGUAUCUCAUGAUGUUGGAAGAAGGACUAUUUUGCAAAGCUCAUUUGACAUUGACAAGAGUUCGGAACGUAUUCAAACACAUAAAAUUUUUAGUGAAACCAAUGGCAAUAUUAGUCAACCAGGAAGGUGCGUUGGCAAUCAUAUUGCAUCGACUGAUGUUAGAGAUGUGGAAGCUGAAAAGAGUCUCACGGGGAAAAGUCAGAUUAGAACAUCUAUAGUCAACAAUUCUCAGAUUUUUGAUAGAUCAUUCAGCAGUCAUGCUGUUCAUAUUGACCAUGUAAAAGAAUCUGCAGAAAUUUUGGCUGGUGAUGUUGAUGAUGACAUACUUGAGAAUAUUGACGUGGACCAAAUAGUGGAACAGUACCAAUCAACGUGCACACCACAACCAUCAAUUUCAAAGCUUCCACCCAUUACUCCAACUGCAGAUAAAAAUUUUGCUAGACAAGAUGAGAGUUGUUUGCCACCCGAAUUGUGCUCUAACUGCAGUCAUGGUCUUCAGCUAGGAUUAUGCUCCGAAGCUGCGGCUCAUUUGCAGGAAAUGAAGGACAUGCUAAUUGUUAUAUCAAAUGAACUGCUUGACAAUGUUAAUGAACUCAGCCCGGAGCAGAUUCAAACUCUUCGCCGAGAUAGGUUACAGCUGAAUAAGCAAAUUCAGCAGCUUGAUGGGUAUCUUCGUGCCAAUUCAGUUGUUGAGGAAAGACAAAGAUCACACUAUUCUGCAUCCACGGCAGCUACCAGGCCUUUUCAAUAUGAAACACCUGAAGCAGCUACAUUAAGGACUUCAAUGAGAUGUGAUGCCCAAUUUAAUCUGCAUAAUGAGGCAGGAGGGUAUGAAAGGUGGAAUUCAUCAUCGGUUUCAUUCUCUUCGGUAGAUAGAUUUGGUGUUUCUUCAGGCCCUGUGGAGAGGGAACCAUACAUCCCUAAGUAUGCUGAAGUUAAUUAUAUUGAAGGUUCUAAUGACAAAAAGUGGAGUAGUGGGAACUUCCCUUGGGCAAAGAAGCUGGAGGCCAAUAACAAGAAAGUAUUUGGAAAUCACUCAUUUCGCCCCAACCAAAGAGAGGUCAUUAAUGCUACGAUGAGUGGUUGUGAUGUUUUUGUUUUAAUGCCAACUGGAGGGGGAAAGAGUCUGACAUAUCAGCUCCCUGCUCUUAUUUGUCCAGGUAUAACGUUGGUAAUUUCUCCCCUCGUGUCACUUAUCCAAGAUCAGAUAAUGCAUCUAUCACAGGCAAACAUACCUGCUGCUUACUUAAGUGCCAAUAUGGAGUGGACAGAACAACAGGAGAUUCUGAGAGAACUAAGUUCUGAUUAUUGUCAGUACAGGCUGUUAUAUGUCACACCAGAGAAAGUUGCCAAAAGUGAUGUUCUUUUGCGGCAACUAGAAAGUUUACAUGCUCGUGAGUUGCUUGCCAGAAUUGUUAUUGAUGAAGCUCAUUGUGUGAGCCAGUGGGGGCAUGAUUUUAGGCCAGAUUAUCAGGGUCUUGGUAUCUUGAAACAGAAGUUCCAGAAUACUCCAGUAUUAGCUUUAACGGCUACUGCAACAGCGAGUGUAAAAGAAGAUGUUGUGCGAGCUCUAGGCCUUGUCAACUGCAUUGUUUUCCGGCAAAGUUUUAAUCGCCCAAAUUUAUGGUAUUCCGUUAUCCCCAAGACUAAGAAGUGUCUGGAUGACAUUGAUAAAUUCAUUAAAGAAACACACUUUGAUGAAUGUGGAAUCAUAUAUUGUCUUUCAAGAAUGGACUGUGAAAAAGUAGCUGAAAGGUUACAGGUCAAAUGUGGACAUAAAGCGGCAUUUUACCAUGGCAGCAUGGAUCCAGCUCAACGUGCCUUUGUCCAAAAGCAAUGGAGCAAAGAUGAAAUCAAUAUAAUAUGCGCUACAGUGGCAUUUGGAAUGGGUAUCAACAAACCGGAUGUACGCUUUGUAAUUCAUCACUCUCUCCCAAAAUCUAUUGAAGGCUACCAUCAGGAGUGUGGUCGAGCUGGUAGAGAUGGUCAGCGUUCAUCUUGUGUGUUGUAUUACAGUUAUAGUGACUAUAUACGAGUUAAGCAUAUGAUUAGCCAAGGAGUAGUAGAACAAAGUCCAUUGGCAUCUGGAUAUAGUCGUGUCAAUGUAGCUAAUCCAGGGAGGAUACUGGAAACAAAUACUGAAAAUCUUUUGCGCAUGGUCAGUUAUUGUGAAAAUGAUGUUGAUUGUCGACGUCUCCUACAGCUCAUUCACUUUGGAGAAAAGUUUGAUUCUGCAAACUGCAGAAAAACAUGUGACAGUUGUUUGAAGAUUAAAAGUUUUAUUGAGAAGGAUGUCACAGAUGUUGCAAAGCAAUUGGUUGAACUGGUGAAGUUAAUGGGGCAGCAAUUUUCAUCAUCUCAUAUUUUAGAAGUCUACAGGGGCUCCUUAAGUCAAUUUGUCAAGAAACACAGACAUGAGACUUUGAGCCUGCAUGGCGCUGGGAAACGUCUAGCCAAGGGUGAAGCUUCCCGUAUAUUGCGUCAUCUUGUUAUUGAGGAUUUUCUUUUGGAAGAUGUCAAGAAAAGUGACUUCUAUGGAUCUGUAUCAUCAGUUUUAAAGGUGAACGAGUCCAAAGCUAAAAAUCUCUUCUUUGGUGGGCAGACAAUCAUACUAAGAUUCCCUUCCACUGUAAAAACAUCUAAUCUGAGCAAAUAUGAAGCAACUCCAGCAAAAGGCUCACUGACUUCUGGGAAGCUAAGUCCUCCACAAAUUGACACUCUUGCCCAGCCUCAAUCUGAAGUAGACUUGAAUCUCUCGGCCAAACUAUAUUCAGCUCUGCGAAUGCUUCGAACUAUUCUUGUCAAAGAAGCUGGCGAGGGGGUCAUGGCUUACCACAUAUUUGGUAAUGCUACGCUGCAGCAUAUCAGCAAAAGAAUUCCCAGAACAAAGGAAGAACUUCUUGAGAUCAAUGGCAUUGGCAAGGCUAAGGUAAGCAAGUAUGGAGAUCGGUUGCUCGAAACCAUUGAGUCUACUGUCAACGAAUUCUAUAAGAAAGAGAAAAGCAACAGCAGUAGCAAUGACAGUAAUGAUUCAAUAAAGAGAAGAAGGGAUACAAACAGGGACUCUAAUGCAAAUUUAGAGGAUGAUGACUUCACCAGAAGUACUGGUAGAUCAAAGAAGGUAGCAAAAGAGCCGAACAAAAUCGCCGAUAUUACUAAUUAUAUAGAGCCAGGUUAUUACAACCAUGGUGUAGAUGAUGACCAAGAUCUUUAUGAUUAUGAUUUUGAAAUGAAUGGCUCAGAUAUGAAGGCUAAUGAGAAUGGAGGAAGAGUGCUUCCCCGAUGGUCAGCACCUGGAAACGGGAUGCGAUCUUGAUUGUAAAAUGUUUACAGGGUCAGAUGGCAAUUAUUUGUUAUCCAUCUAUGUAGCUGUUUUUUCAAUGUGUCAGAUACACAACUUGUUAAUGGGAAAGUUUUUUUUUUUUAAUAAAAAAAUGUUUUCAUCCGCUGCAAGAGUCCUUUCAUUGGACGAUGCACAACGUGAGAACUUCUUAGCC